Messenger RNA from Actinia tenebrosa (Australian red waratah sea anemone), 1473 nucleotides. RefSeq lists its product as uncharacterized. NCBI's taxonomy places the organism in Eukaryota, Metazoa, Cnidaria, Anthozoa, Actiniaria, Actiniidae. The record is from RefSeq and is a predicted model, not a curated record.
AAGUGUCAGUUACUUCAUUUGUCAAACCAGUAUAAGUAUAAAUAUCCCUUGCCCCUCCUUCUAAUGGGUAUUCAUGGGUAUAAAUAGGUUUUAGUUUAUCUAAUAGAACCGUCUUAGGAGUCUGUUUUUUGAUCCGAUAAAAAUGAUAAUAUUUGUUAUAAAAAUCUCGUUUUUUGACGACUAUAUCUCCAACUUUCAUUUUCUUUCUAAUAUACUAUAUAGUUAUUUCUUUAAGCCACUUUCAUAUAUAAUUAUUUUCAAUCUAGCAUAGGAAAUAAGUUUUUAACCUAGCAUAGGAAAUAAGUUUUUAACCUAGCAUUGGAACCCUAGCAUAGGAAACCUAGGAUGUGAACCUAGCAUAGGAAACCUAGGAUGAAAAAGACAUUUGAAAAAAAUCUCAAAUCAAGCGUAGUGAACCUAGGAUUAAAAUCUAUGUUCAAAUAUGUUUCUAGUAUAUCAACAAUAGGGUCGAUUAAUUACUUCGUAAUUACCAAUCUCUCGAUCUAUCGAAYAUCAAAUCAUCUCCGCAAAUGCUCUAAUGAUAAAAYCAUAUUGACUAAUAUUAUCUUCAAUAAUAUUAAAAACAUUAAUAAGGCAACCAUCGGAGCUCCACUCCUCUUCCCACCAAGUUGCCUUGGAAUUUUUAACACUCCUCCAUCCCCUGCUCACCUGCGGCUGCGCUGCCGAGGAGCUAAAUUCCAGCUUCGCUUGGUUACCCAUUUUUUAUUUCAUUAAUAAUAUCUAGGCAAUAUUUCAAUCGGAUGAUAUCAAGCCUAAAAACCAACUGCAAAAUCAAAACAUAUAUCCAAAGGCUAAAUUGCGUCCGAAUCGGCCAGUGCCUACUACUGGGUCAAUGUUGUGCAGCUUGUUCAUCAGCCAAGACCAAUGAAAGAAGCAAGGAAUCUAGAAAACGAAAAAGUGAUGGUGAAAUCCACAUAUUCCAUAAYGAGCGCUAUUUUUCUGAAGAUGACUGGAAAAAGAAAUCAGAGAUAAUUAACAAGAAGCUAAAGGCAAGCAAAACCAGAGAAGCUCGGCUGGCAGAAAAAUUUCAAGACCAACUGAUUGACCUGGAAUCGGAUGACCACAAUGAUCUGGCAUGGAUUAUGGAUAAUGAGAAUAACAAUAUACCUGAAGACAUGAAGACUCUAUGGCAUCAACAGAUCGAGAUAACACAAACUGCAUCAAAAAAUGGAUAUCGAUGGCAUCCAAAGAUCAUCAAACUUUGUUUGGAAUUAUACUGUAAAAAUCCCCAUGUACUUGAGCCUCUGCGCAAUGUUAUGCACUUACCUAGUAACAGGUCAAUAAGGUACUACAAGAACAAGUGUGAGCAGCAGUCUGGCUGGAACAAAAACAUAGUGGAGUGGUGUUUAAAGGAUGCUAGAGAAAGAAACCUGAGGGAAUGUGAUUACUGGGGUGGAUUUGUCAUAGAUGAAAUGAAGAUAGAGGUAAUGAUCAUAUUAUUAUAAAAUCUGA